AUGUUACCUCAAGAAAUCGACGAUAUUGCUGAACUAGAUCCAAUGAUUGAAGACGAUGAAGAGAAUCAAGACUCCUCUUCCGAUUCAACCAUUGAUCUCCAAUUUCAUAAUCGACAAGCAUACGUAUUGGGUCUCGCUGCCAUGAAACGAAUGAAAAAGUCCAACGUUCUCAUUUGUGGAUUGGGAGGUCUCGGAGUUGAAGUGGCCAAGAAUGUGAUAUUGAUUGGUGUUCGAAGUGUUACUUUAUUUGAUACCAAGACUGUUUCAAUGGAAGAUCUCUCUUCUCAAUUCUAUGCCUCCGAGAAGGAUGUAGGAAAGAAUAGAGCACAAGUCUCUCUACCACAAUUGAAAAGUCUCAACGAUUACGUUCCUGUGCAAGCCAUCGGCGAUCAAGGAGAGACACUCACUGAAGAGUUCUUGACUUCUCAUUCGAUCCAUGUGGUCGUGUGUACAGAUACACACAUUCCUCAACUCGUAGAAUUGAAUGAAAUUUGUAGGAAACAAUCGAUCAAGUUCAUUGCAUGUGAGAGUAGAGGUUUGAUCGGAUCUGUAUUUUGUGAUUUUGGAAGUAAAUUUAUGGUCUAUGAUGAAGAUGGAGAAAAUGUAGUGUCAAACAUUGUGACUGAUAUUACGAAUGGAUAUCCAGCCACCGUGACGGUUCAUGAUGGAAAAGCCACUACUGGCCUCUAUGAAGGUGAUUACGUUCAAUUCAAAAAUGUUGAAGGAAUGGUUGAAAUCAAUACGGUUAAAAAACCAAUCAAAGUCUUGUCGUGUGGAAAACAUACGUUCAAGAUUGAUCUUGAUACAACUCUAUUUAGAGAAUACCAAACGGGAUCUGGUGGUUAUGUGACACAAGUUAAAGUUCCAAAACGACAUUCCUACCAAUCGUUGAAGGAACAAUUGCCAACUCCUUCAUGUAUUGAUUUUGAUUUUGCAAAGAUGCAAAGACCACUCCAAAUUCAUGUUGCAAUGUUGGCUCUGAGUGAAUACGAAAAGAGACAUCAUUGUCUUCCAAAACCUUACAAUGUAGCUGACGCAGAAAGAUUAUUUGAAAUUGCAAAGGAAGUGGUUACUGAAAAAUAUCCCUCUCUCACCACACAUUUGAAUGAGAAAAUUGUCAAAGUAUUGGCAUUUACUUGUCGGGGUAAUUUAAAUCCAAUGGCUGCAUUCUUGGGAGGAAUUGUUGCUCAGGAAGUUCAAAAAGCAUGCAGUGGAAAAUUCUCUCCAUUGAAUCAAUAUUUGCAUUUCGAUUCUUUGGAAUGUUUACCUGAAGAUGAAACGUUAUAUCCAACCGAAGACGAAUGUCAACCUAUGGGUACAAGAUAUGAUGGUCAAAUUGCAGUCUUUGGAAAGAAUUUUCAAGUCAAGUUGGGAGAUGUUAAAGAAUUUAUUGUCGGUGCAGGUGCUCUUGGAUGUGAAAUUUUGAAAAACUAUGCCAUGAUGGGAGUUGGAUGUGGACCAAAUGGAAAAGUAUGCGUGACUGAUAUGGAUUCUAUUGAAAAAUCAAAUUUGAGUCGACAAUUUUUGUUUCGAUUCAAGCACAUUGGUCAUCAAAAAUCAACCACCGCGGCCGCUUCAGUUAAAACCAUGAAUCCUUCGUUCAAUGUUGAGGCCUUGCAAGAAAAAGUGGCACCAGAAACAGAAGACACUUUUCAUGAUAAUUUUUGGGAAGAGCUGACAGGUGUGACCAAUGCUUUGGAUAAUAUUCAAGCACGUCUUUAUGUAGACUCCAAAUGCAUCUUUUAUGGAAAGCAUCUCAUUGAAUCAGGAACUCUUGGUACUAAGGGAAAUACUCAAAUUGUCAUUCCAUUCAAAACAGAAAAUUAUGGAGCAACAAGAGAUCCAGAAACUCCAGGAAUUCCACUCUGCACAUUAAAGAAUUUCCCUAACGCUAUUGAACAUACCAUUCAAUGGGCAAGAGAUGAAUUUGAAGGACUAUUUAACAAGACUCCAAGUGACGUGAAUGCCUAUGUCACCAAGUCCCAUUACAUUAAGGAUCUCGAUACUCAAUUUGCGAAAAAGAUGGUUUUGGAAAAUGUCUAUGAAUCUCUAGUGACACACAAACCCAUCUCAUUCGAAGAUUGUAUUGCAUGGGCAAGACUUAAAUUCGAUCAAUUGUUCAACCACAAGAUUCAACAAUUAAUGUACAAUUUCCCUAUUGACCAUGUGACCUCGAGUGGAACACCAUUUUGGGGAGGAGCUAGAAGACCUCCUCUUCCAUUACAAUUCGAUCCUAAUGAUUCACUUCAUUUAGAUUUUAUUGUCUCUGCUGCAAAUUUAAGAGCCCAUGUUUUUGGAUUGACUGGACAUGGAAAGGAGGACUAUGAUUUCAAAUCUGUAUUAUCCAACAUUUCCAUUCCUGAAUUCCGACCAAAGAGUGGCUUGAAAAUUCAAAGUGAUGAAAAAGAAAACAAAGAACCUGAACAAGAAUUUUCGGAUGACGACGAAAAAGAAAUGCACCAUCUCCAAUCAAGUGUUCCAAAACCAAGUGAAGUUGUAGGAUUUCACAUGAAUGUCAUUGAAUUUGAAAAGGAUGACGACACCAACUAUCAUGUUGACUUUAUCACAGCAACAAGCAAUUUACGUGCAAGAAAUUACAAAAUUCCUGAAGCAGACAAGCAUACCACCAAAGGAAUUGCUGGAAAUAUUAUUCCUGCCAUGGUGACCACGACUGCACUUGUCACUGGUCUUGCAGGUUUUGAAUUUUACAAGCUUAUCCAAGGAUUCGACAAGAUUUCAUGCUACAAGAAUGCUUUUGUGAAUAUUGCCCUGCCUUUCAUUACCCUUACAGAGCCAACAGCACCUCAAACAGUUCCAUACAUGAACGAAAAAACUUUUUCAAUUUGGGAUCACAUUGUCGUGGAUGAAAAGAGAGACGUCACAGUAGAAGAAUUAAUCGAAAUUUAUAGGACCAGAUUUGGACUUGAAGUCGCCAUGAUCUCAUCAGGGAAAUCAUUGAUUUACAAUGCAUAUGGAGAUGCUCGAGUCAAUCAAGAAAAAUUGAAAACUCCUGUGAGUAAGCUCUUUGAAAUGAUCACCAAGACCUCUCUCUCUUCAAAACGAAAAUACUUGACCAUGGAAGUCGCUUGUGACAAUUGUGACGAUGUUCCUACUUUGAAGUACAAAUUCAUACCUUAA
Molecule: messenger RNA, 3138 nt
Organism: Naegleria lovaniensis
Lineage: Eukaryota; Heterolobosea; Eutetramitea; Acrasida; Naegleriidae
Exons: 1
Coding region: 1-3138 (1045 amino acids)
Biological process (GO): protein sumoylation
Cellular component (GO): cytoplasm; SUMO activating enzyme complex
Molecular function (GO): SUMO activating enzyme activity
Source: RefSeq, a predicted model, not a curated record